AUGGAAAACUUCGAGUUGGUUUUCAUCCCCUUCCCCGCCCCUAGCCACCUCUCCACCACCGUCGAGGCCGCCAAGCUCCUUCUCGACCGGGACCCACGCCUCACCAUCACCGUCCUCGUCAUGAAACUCCCGAACGACCAAACCCUCGACAAAUUCACCCGAACGGACCUUUUUCCCCGCCUUCGAUUCACCGACAUCCCGAACCAAGAUUUCGAGCCCUCCCGCCACCGAACAAAAUUGUUUGACUUUGUGAACUCCUGCUUGCCCCAAGUUCGGGAGGCCAUCUCGGGCCUCGUCAACUCCCGGCCCGACCCGUCCUCCCGUCUCGCGGGCCUCGUCCUCGACAUGUUCACCACCGUUUUCGUCGAGGCCGCGGACGAGCUCGGUCUCCCGUCCUACGUCUUCUUCACGUCGGGUGCAUCGGCGCUCGGCCUAUUCAACUACCUCGUCUCCCUCAAGUUCGAGAAAGGCGAGGAUCUCACCCGAUACAAGGGCUCGGACCUCGACCUACCCGUCCCCUGCUUCCUGAGCCCUGUUCCGGCUAAAGUUCUCCCGAGCGUGUUCGUGAAUGAGGACGAGUCCCCGAUUUUCCUCGACUUGUUGAAGAGAGUGGCCGACGUGAGGGGGGUCAUGGUCAACACAUUCGAAGGGCUCGAACGGUUCGCGCUCGACUCGCUAAAAAUGGACGGGAGGACGCCGAGGGUCUACCCGGUGGGUCCGAUAAUGUGCGGGCCGAGUCGAACUGCGGACGAGGACAAGGUCUUGGAGUGGCUCGAUGGGCAGCCAGAUGGGUCGGUGGUGUUCCUCUGCUUCGGGACGAUGGGGAGCUUCAGGCGGGCCCAGGUGGCGGAGAUCGCAGCGGGCCUGGAACGGAGCAGGGCCCGGUUCUUGUGGUCGCUGAGGAAGCCAGGCAAGGGGACUCCGACCGAGUACGAGGAUUUCGAGGAGGUCCUUCCGAAAGGGUUCGUCGGGCGAACGGAAGGGGUCGGAAGGGUGAUCGGGUGGGCCCCCCAGGCGGAGGUGCUGGCCCACCGGGCAGUGGGGGGUUUCGUGUCACACUGCGGGUGGAAUUCGGUGCUCGAGAGCGUGUGGGAAGGCGUGCCGAUGGCCGCGUGGCCGAUGUACGCGGAGCACCAGACGAUCGCGUUUUUGUUGGUGAGGGAGUUGGGGAUGGCGGAGGAGGUGUGGAUAGACUACUGGAUGGAUUCCGGCGGGGAGGAGGAGCCACCGGCGAUGGUGGCGGCGGCGGAGAUAGAGGCGGCGGUAAGGCGGCUGAUGGCGGGCAGCGAUGGGGUAAGGGAGAGAGUGAAGGAAAUGCAGGGGAAGAGCAGGGCAGCUUUGGAGAAAGGCGGGUCGUCCUAUCAUGCUCUAACUAGUUUUAUUGAGGAUGUUGUUAGGAAUGUUAGUUAG
Messenger RNA from Striga hermonthica, 1410 nucleotides. Lineage: Eukaryota; Viridiplantae; Streptophyta; Magnoliopsida; Lamiales; Orobanchaceae. The record is from the annotation of a GenBank genome assembly.